AUGGAUGCAACUAGCACAGUUGCUCAAAGGUUGAAAUUUGAAAAAUGGGAAAAAGCUAAUCACAUGGCAUUACUUGUGAUAAAAAGAUCAAUUGGGGAAGCUGUGAGAGGGGGACUGCCUGUGAAUGACAAAGCAAAAAAUUUCCUCGAAGGCAUUGAGGCAAAGUUCAAGGUCUAUGAGAAAAGAGAGAUAGGAAACCUUAUGACAACCUUGACUACUCUGAAAUUUGAUGAAAGUCACACAGUUAGGGAGCACAUGUUGAAAAUGGUUAAUGCAGUGGCAAAGCUCAGUGAUCUUGAAGUGCCUAUUGAUGACUCUUUUGUGGUUCAUAUGGCUCUUAACUCUAUUCCUGAGAGUUAUGAGCAGUUGAAGACAUCCUACAAUGCUUAG
Pyrus x bretschneideri (Chinese white pear) is the source of this 390-nucleotide messenger RNA. RefSeq lists its product as uncharacterized. The record is from RefSeq and is a predicted model, not a curated record. Bases 1 to 390 code for a protein of 129 amino acids. NCBI's taxonomy places the organism in Eukaryota, Viridiplantae, Streptophyta, Magnoliopsida, Rosales, Rosaceae. The transcript has a single exon.